Protopolystoma xenopodis is the source of this 276-nucleotide messenger RNA. The record is from the annotation of a GenBank genome assembly. Lineage: Eukaryota; Metazoa; Platyhelminthes; Monogenea; Polystomatidea; Polystomatidae.
AUGACUACAGACAAGCGAAGCGUAAAAUUUUUAUGCCUCCCCAAAUCGUCUGGCCAGUCGCCUGGGCCACUGCUCCCGCCCGGCUCCAACCAAUUCGACUCGCCUCAGGGGGCCCCGUCUGGCCGUCGGCUCAAUCAAAGGCCUGCAUGUGAGUCAUAUGCUCUCUCUUCACCCGCAAUCCCCUCGGCUGAUUUCAUAUCCGAUGGCCAUCUCGAGUUCACCAGAGGCUAUGGCAACUGGGGCUACAUACACAAGCACAGACGCAAGAAGAAAUAA